Molecule: messenger RNA, 1677 nt
Organism: Parascedosporium putredinis
Lineage: Eukaryota; Fungi; Ascomycota; Sordariomycetes; Microascales; Microascaceae
Source: the annotation of a GenBank genome assembly
AUGCGGACUGCUCGCAGGUCGCGGAACGCCUCCGAGCCCUCUUCCCGAUUUGUUUCUCUCGUCUCGCUAUGCCAUCACCACCAUCGCCGUCGAAACCCCGCCGGCGACCGCAAGACGGACGCCGCCGCCCAGGACGGCCCCGCCGAAGAGCCCGAGAAGCCCUUUGAGCUUCCCACCGAAGAUGCCCAAAAGGGUGUGCAGACCAUCGAGGCCGUGACCUUGACCUGGUCCAAGCCGUCCCUCAUCGCCGUCUUCAUCCUCAUGUUCCUCCUCUACUUCGUCAACGCCUUCCAAGCCUCCAUCCUCUACAACCUCAUCCCCUACGUAACCAGCGACUUCGAAACCCACUCCCUCCUCACCGUCAUCUACAUCCAAGGGCAUCUCCACCUUUGCGCCGCCGAGGUCUUCUACACCAUCGGCUUCGGCGGCAUGACCUACAGCGUCGACGUCAUCACCGCUGACGCCUCCAAGCUCAAGAACAGAGGUCUCGCCUACGCCUUCACGUCCUCUCCCUACAUGAUCACCGCUUUUGCCGGCGCCAAGGCCUCCGAGGACUUUUACGAGGGUAUCAGCUGGCGCUGGGCCUUUGGCAUCUUCGCCAUCAUCCUGCCCUUCGUCGCCGCCCCGCUCUUCGUCGUCCUCAAGGUCAACCUGCACAAGGCCAGGCAGCAGGGCAUCAUUUUCAGGGAAAGCAGUGGUCGGAGCUUCCUCCAGAACGUCUGGCACUACACUCUCGAGUUUGACGCUUUGGGCGUCGUUCUCUUCGCCGGUGGCCUCACCGUAUUCCUCCUUCCCUUCACCCUAGCCGACACCGCUCCCAACGGCUGGUCAACCGGCUACAUCAUCGCCAUGAUCGUCGUCGGCUUCGUCGUCCUCGUAGCUUUCGGAAUCUACGAGGCCAAGCUCGCCCCCAGGCCCUUUAUCAACUUUACCCUCCUCUCCGACCGCACCGUCGUCGGCGGAUGCCUGCUAUGCAUGACGUACCAAAUCUCCUACUACUGCUGGAACAGCUAUUUUACCUCUUUCCUCCAGGUCGUCAACAACCUCAGCGUCUCCAAGGCCGGUUACGUCGGCAGCACUUUCGACGUCGUUUCCGGCGUUCUGCUGCUCAUUGUCGGUAUGGUCAUCCGCAAGACCGGCUACUUCCGGUGGCUCCUGUACUUCGCCGUGCCUCUCUAUAUCCUGGCCCAGGGCUUGAUGAUUUACUUCCGCCGUCCCAACGGCUACAUUGGCUAUAUCGUCAUGUGCCAGAUCUUCAUCUCCGUCGGCGGUAGCAUCUUCAUCAUCUGCGAGCAGCUCGCCGUCCUGGCUGCCGUCGAUCACCAGCACAUCGCUGCCGGUCUUGCUCUUCUCUACGUCGCUGGCAACGUCGGUGGUGCCAUCGGCAACACUAUCUCCGGCGCCAUCUGGACCAACACGUUCAGGAACGCCCUGGCCCGAUACCUUCCCGAGUCGGAGCUUCCCAACUUGCAGGACAUCUAUGAUGAUUUGGAGGUCCAGUUGAGUUACGAGGUGGGAACGCCUGAACGCUUGGGCAUCCAGGAAGCGUACGGAUAUGCGCAGACGAGGAUGUUGGCUGCGGGAACUGGCAUCAUGACCCUUUCCUUCAUUUGGAUAUUCCUCAUCAAGAAUAUCAAUCUCGCCAAGAAGCCACAGGUCAAGGGUAUGGUCUUCUAA